UGAUGGCGACGGUUUCAAUUUGCCCUCAGAAAGGUGAAGUUCAACCUUAGCUGUGGUUCUUUCCGUGACCCCAACGCCUUAAAUUCCGCGCCUAUCCUUUCUCCUUCCUUCGCCCGAUUCAUAUUUUUGCGCGAUCUACCCCAGUCCAGCAUCAACAUUGCAGUAUAGCACCGUCUCGAGAUCAAUCCAUGGAGGUCAAAUCCACCGCCGUGGCCGUCGUCCUCCUCCUCAUCCUCCUCUCUUCGCCUCACUUUUCCACAGGGAAUUCGAAUGGAUCGGACGGCUUGGAGGUGUAUGACAUCGACUAUAGAGGUCCCGAGACUCACUCUUCUUCGAUCCCUCCACCCACCCAUUUUCGCCGGAGGCCGUGGAGCCACCAGAGAAGCACCAAGCCACCACCUAAAUUCAAGAACUUGAAGAGUACCGAUACAAAUAAUCGUACUUAGAAACAAGUUCGUGGAUUCUCAUCAUGUGACGAGUGUCAGGAAGUCUUGAUUGUGGGUAUGUAAAGGCAGAGGUGGGGAUCCAAGAAGUUCCCUCCCUCGAGGUUUUAUUCUUAAGUGAUGUGAAGACAGAUUAAUAUGGUACUUCAAGAAUUGUUUUUAAUGUUUAAAUGAGUGACUUUUGGUGUGGUUGUAGAUUUUAUACUGGGGAAGCUACAGGUUCAAGAAGUCUUUUCCCUUAAGAAACUCUGCAAUGUAAUUCAUGAAACUCUUGUUAAAUGUUGCAUUUUCCCCUCCUUAAUUAGU
Rhodamnia argentea is the source of this 749-nucleotide messenger RNA. RefSeq lists its product as uncharacterized. The transcript is spliced from 3 exons. The record is from RefSeq and is a predicted model, not a curated record. The coding region runs from base 189 to 446 and encodes 85 amino acids. Lineage: Eukaryota; Viridiplantae; Streptophyta; Magnoliopsida; Myrtales; Myrtaceae.